AUGUUUCGCGCUUUGUCAUCCGACUCUUCUAAGCUACCCAGCAGCAUUUUGAAGGACCUAGGGGAAGAGAUUGCCAAGGGUUUAGCAACCACUUCUGUGGCCCCUAUAAGUGAACCAGCGGGGACCUCGAUCCAACUCCCUGCGGAACCUGAAACCUCUGAAGCGAGUUCUAUCCCUGUGGAGCUGCCCGAGGAAGAGCGGGCCCUUUCUCCUCUCCCAGAUAAGCGCCUGCGCCUUCAAUGCAAGAGAAAGAGGGUCACUCCCUCCGUCCAAUCAUCUCCCUCUCUUCUUCCUUCUGGACGAACUUCUUCCAAGGCCUCCAAGGCCAAGACAAAGACUCCUUCCCGAACGUCUCCUUCCCCCGAUCCAAAAGUGUCAGCUUCUACUUCAGCCCAGGCUGUGCCUCCCGAGCAGGCAGUCGCGGCUUCUACUCCAACACAGGCUCACCUACGGGAACUGGAGCUACCCAUAAUCCAGCGGAGUGUGCUUGAUCCCGCCACUCCUGGCAAUCCUGUGCAAUCCUAUCUUCAUGCGGCCGGGGAGUCCACUCAAUCAGCUCGGAACUUAGCCCAUGCAUCUUUCAAAAAAAUAAAGACUCUGGAAAAGACCCUAAAAACCAGUAAAUCUCAAUUGAAAUCGGAGGGGCAACGUCGCAUCCAGAUUUUGGCCGAUCUGGAAGAGAAAGAACUGGAGGUGGCCACUCUUUCUGAACAAUUGAAGACCCUGCAAGAGUCUUAUACCGCCCUAGAAAAAGACCUGGCGACCACCAAGACGAACCUAACCGCCAGUGGCGAACGAGAGGCGGCCCUCAAAAGCCAAUGGGAGGCCAAGAAGGACACCGUCCGUUCUCUGCAAUCAUAUCUCCUCAAGGCUAAGGAGGAGGCUUCCCACACUGUGCAAGAAACAACGUUGGCGUGGGCUGACGGGGUUAAAGCUAAGGGAGAGCAGGCUGACUACAGGGCGGGGGAGAUUGGCCGCUUGAAGGCGUACCGAAUUGCCUAUGUCAAGUUCACCAGUUUUGGAAAGAAGAUAGGCCACUUGAUUGACAUGAUGCUAUGUUAUGGCGGCGUGGGCGCGGCACGCCAACUGUUUGAACAGGGCCUCCUCUGA
This is a messenger RNA of Zingiber officinale, 1110 nucleotides long. RefSeq lists its product as uncharacterized. The coding region runs from base 1 to 1110 and encodes 369 amino acids. Lineage: Eukaryota; Viridiplantae; Streptophyta; Magnoliopsida; Zingiberales; Zingiberaceae. The transcript is spliced from 2 exons. The record is from RefSeq and is a predicted model, not a curated record.